Molecule: messenger RNA, 1695 nt
Organism: Nannochloropsis gaditana CCMP526
Exons: 6
Coding region: 1-1695 (564 amino acids)
Source: RefSeq, a predicted model, not a curated record
AUGCGAAUGCAAGCUCCGCAUUAUCGUGAGCGUUCUUCAAGGCACCCUACACCAUCCCUUUCACUAGCAGAACAUGAGACCGCCGAGGGAGAGAUGAAAUCCCGAGGGUAUAAAAAGGAGAAUAGACGCUUGGAAAAGCAAGAGGACAGAGACAACACCACCGAAGUAGGACCAGCGAUGGACAGGGAAGGCCACGACCAAUUUCAUUGCUCUGGAGCAUGCGAUAUAGGCUUGUGUGAGUGCUACCAAAAGGCUCCACCUGACGCUUUAGAGAAAGAGGCCAGCACCUCUGAAAACCCUGCCGGAUUUAAUGUUCUCCCGCGCCUCUCCUUCACUGGACGCUCGUCCUUCGUUCCCCUCCUGUCCUCCCCAUCGCUGGACCAAAUCAUGGAACUCAUUGACAUCCGAGCAAUGGUUCCUCUGUACCUCCAGGCUUUCCGCGAGCUCCUACAAAAAGGAAUGCUGAACCGAAAGAGGGGCAUUAUCCUUCUCAAAUACUGGAGAGAAGUGAAAAUCCAAUUUGGGGGAAAUUGUGACCCCACGCACGGGCUAUUUGCAGAGGUCCAAGGAGCGUUUUGGAUCGCCGACAAGGAGCUUGGGAGUCCUUCAUCUAUUCUCGAUGGGGCAGUCUCUGAUGCAGAAAGAAGGCGAUUAUGGAUGAGUCAUGCAAACCGCCUGGGGGGGGAGGGGGCGAAAAGUGACGCAAUUUUUAAACAACUCAACGACGGCUCUCGCGCCAUUCGGAUGGAAUGCCUGGGAGGGAAGGAGCGGCGUUUGGUGGUGAACGACGUAUAUUUGACCUAUUUUCGACGACCGGAGGAGUUCAUGAAGGACGCAUGGGCCCGGCGCUGUCUCAUCGGCUUUUUGCUCGCGGCCACCGUAGUCCCGGACGACCGCCCCUCUUUCUUCCGGGAGCUGGUCCAAGGGGCUCUCGGUAACCCUGGCACUCGCCAGACAGGGCUUUUUAAGGCCCUUGACCGGCACGCCCAGGUCAAUCUCUUCCUGUUCGAAAAUCGAGUGGUCGAGCUCUCACCUGGAGAAUUUGUCUCCUUGAUCAUGUUUGAACCGGCGCCCCCCUCGCGUCACAUUCCCCCCCAACACCCCGUUGCUCGGACACGGCCACUCCAGGAGCCCAUCUGCUCGACACCCUCCCUUCCCAGCCGUGCCUCUCUUUUUCCCUCUCGUACAACGUCGGACCCUCCGUUUGAAGAGCAGGAGAGGGAGAGGCGCCACGCUGGUGGACGUGGUGGGGCAAGCCGUCCGACGGAGCAGGAGGAAGGCUUGGUGGCAGGAACAGGAGCCGCAGGACAAGACGAGGAACGUGCCGAAGAGGAAGGGAAUCAGGCAAAUGAAUCCUUGUAUGCGGCAGUAUCCUUGACAUCCCCUGUCUCUUCUCCCUCUUCGCUGCCGUCCGCUCCUUCCGUCCUUUCCUCUGAGCCCUCUUCUUCCUCUGAUACCGCCCUUCACCCACACUUCUCCCUCCAUGCUGCGGCACCUAUUACCACCAUCCCGCUACCCCUUCCUCAGCCUCCACACCACUUUGCCCAAGAAACCUCAUCAGCACAAAGCCUCUUUGAACCCAAUCUACGCCCUCUUGCUUCUCCCUCUGAGAUUCCGCCCCUGCAAUGGUCACCGAUGCAGCGCGACCGACCGAAGAAGGAAGCAGCAAAAGAUGAAGAACUUGGGUCUAGUUAA